AUGUCUUUAUACUGGCCUGAUUACAGAUUUGGUAAUUUCGAAAAUUCGGUAACUCGUCUAUUCGAUGAUUUCUUCAAGGACCUUAAUGUUGAAAGACAAUCUGGAAAUAAUAAUACACGAAGUGUUAGUCGAACUGGUUGGGUUCCAUCUCUCGAUGUUCACGAGAGUGAAAAAGAAUUUAUUGUGAAUGCUGAAUUACCAGGAGUUACAAAAGAACAAAUUAAUCUUGAUGUUCGUGAAAAUACACUUUUAAUUUCUGGCGAGACUAAAAAAGAUGAAAAAUAUAAGGAAGGAAAUACACAUAUUCAAGAACGUCAAUAUGGAAAUUUCACUCGUGCUAUUACACUUCCUCGUAGUGUUAAAACUUCUGAUAUCACAGCUAAGUUUGAAAAUGGCAUUCUUGAAGUAAAACUUCCAAAGGAUGAAGAUGCAA
Dentiscutata erythropus is the source of this 433-nucleotide messenger RNA. NCBI's taxonomy places the organism in Eukaryota, Fungi, Glomeromycota, Glomeromycetes, Diversisporales, Gigasporaceae. The record is from the annotation of a GenBank genome assembly.